Messenger RNA from Centropristis striata (black sea bass), 1996 nucleotides. RefSeq names its product CD79a molecule, immunoglobulin-associated alpha (gene cd79a). The coding region runs from base 445 to 1122 and encodes 225 amino acids. Gene Ontology annotation, biological process: B cell receptor signaling pathway; B cell differentiation. The record is from RefSeq and is a predicted model, not a curated record. Lineage: Eukaryota; Metazoa; Chordata; Actinopteri; Perciformes; Serranidae. Gene Ontology annotation, cellular component: external side of plasma membrane; B cell receptor complex. The transcript has 5 exons.
GAUUUAGAUAAACACUCACUGAAGACAACCACUAAUAACAGUAAUUAAAACAACAAUUACUUAAGAUGACGAUUAACAUCAAAUGUUUGAAUGCUAUUUCAGCCCAUGUCUUUUAUUGGUCACAGAUGUGCCUUAAAGUUUGUUCUAAAGUCUGUUUAUAAUGUAGUUUAGUCACACAAAGUAAAUGUUGGCACUGUACUCAGAGAACAAUCAUAAUAUUCUUUGUGAAGAUAUGAACAUCUAUUUUCUAACUGCAUUUUACUUUUAUGCAAAUGUCGGAAAGUCCAAAUUCAUUCAAGCAUAAAUCCUGACUGUGAGAAAAACAAGACACCACUGUGCCAGAACAAUAGCAGCGAAGACAGGAUCAGUGUUUGUAAAGAGUUUUACUUGGGAUGUUUCAGUAUUCUUUUCUUCUAAUCUCUGGAUCAAACAUUUGUGGACACAAUGGGCGCGCUUACAAACUUUCUGCUCUUGAGCUUUUUUGUGGGUAUUGUUGAAAAUAGGGUGACUUUAGAGGCGGACAAGCCCUAUUUGAGGGUUCGGGUGUUUCACACAGCUGAGCUGAGGUGCUGCUACGCCUCUCAGGAGUCAGUGAAAAUCACUUGGAUCAAACAACCUGCAAACCAAACCAAAGGUCAUCAUGAGGUGGAGGCUUCAGACCGUGUGACGGCUGGCAAGGAAAAAUCGUGUGGCAUCCUAACUUUCAAAGAAGUCCAUCUGAAUGACUCUGGGAUGUACGUAUGUCUCCUGGACGACAGCAAAGACCCCAGUGUCAGUUCCCCAGUGGCCUCGCAUGGCACCUACCUGCAGGUCUACAAGCUGAUGAAGAAGACCAUAAACCUCCGUGAAAGCACCAAAAACAAGAUCCUGGUAGCUGAGGGAGUCAUUCUGCUGCUGUGUGUGCUUGUGCCUUCUUUUACCGUGCUCAUCAAGUCAAAGAGAUUAAGUCAACUGGAAAAGAAGAAAGCCAAGAAGGAAGAGGAAAACAUCUAUCAGGGGCUAAAUCUGGACGAAUGUUGGUCCACAUACGAUCAGAUCGAACGCUCCCAGGCACAUGGCCCGUACGAGGAUGUGGGCAAUGGUAAAGAGGAAGAGGAGCAGAUCCAGCUGGAGAAACCCUGAAGGAAAGGGGGGAGAUAGAGAAAGAAAGAUUGUUGGGUUGUUUCUGAGAGUUGAAGUUGAACCUGAAUAUCUGGUUUAUUCUUUACCACACAUAUUUGGAGUGUUGUGCAUAGCUUGCAGUUACAGUUUUAGCAUCUGAUAGCAUUUUGUUUAAUCAGCGUGUUUAAUUUGAGAUUGAAUAUUGAUUUUUGACCUUGUAAACAGCAGUUGACAAAACAGUUUCACCACACGGUCCACUGAGUCAGGGCUGUAGCAAGGAUUAUAGAGAUGUUGAGGUCAGAAGAUAAUUCUGUGUUUGAAACAUCCAGCUGUAUCUUGUUCAAAUGAUGGGCAUUUAAACAGGUAAGAGUGUUGUUAACUCCUCUUUCUUGACAUCAAAUUGUAAAAUUUUACGAAGCUGAGUCUAUAAAAUAAUGGUUUCUAUCUUUUUAUAUACCUUAUAUCUGUAAUCUAAAAUUUAAAAAAUGGAAAAUAUCCUUGAGGUCUCCCAAAAACCACAGAGGACACACCCUCUGUGUCUUUAGCAGCUCUGCACUCAGUAGCUCUCCUAAGCUUUUGAACAUCCUCAGCAAAUUCAGGCCACUGUCAUCGAAUCAGUUUUAGCUUCAUUUUUUAAAGCCAGUAUAGACCAGGCUUUAUUAAAAUGCUCUGACAACUGGGAAAAUCCAUCUGAAGAUGCUAUUGACAGCUCCAGACCAGCUUCUGAGUGGAGCUGAUGGUGAGAUUGUUUUGUUGUCAGCCACGUUAAUGCUCAUUAAGAAAAUCUAUAUAAUACUUUUCUUGCAUCUUACUGAAUGGUUUUAUGAUGUGUGGCAAUGUAUCUGCUUUGUGCCAUUUCUAUGAUUGCUCAAAGAAUAAAGAUGUAAAAAAACCC